AUGCGAAUUGUUAUACCUCCGAGUCUACAGAAAUACAUGCUAAAAAUCAUUCACGAGUCUCACCUGGGAAUCGUAAAAUGUAAACAACGAGGAAGAGAAGUAAUGUAUUGGCCAUCAAUGAAUGCAGAGAUAGAAGAUACAGUCAAGAACUGCACAAAAUGUGCAGAAUUCCCAAGAAAAAAUUCAGCAGAACCUCUCAUGCCUACUUCAGUACCCAACUAUCCAUUUGCAGAAGUCUCAACAGAUAUUUUUGACUUCGAGGGAAAGAACCAUCUCACUACGGUUGAUUAUUUUUCCAAAUAUAUUGAGGUGGAUGAACUUAGAAAUCUCACCAGUGAACAUGUUAUUGAAAAACUAAAAAGUCAGUUUUGUCGUCAUGGAAUACUUGAAAAACUACGGAGUGAUUACGGACCACAGUUCACAAGCAAACAGUUCCGGCAGUUUUGUAAAGACUAUGGCAUCAAUCACAACACAUCAAGUCCACACUUCCAAUGUUCUAAUGGGGAGGAAGAACGUGCCGUUCAAACGGUAAAGAAACUGUGGAGAAAGAACACUGACCGAUAUCUUGCACUUCUUGACUACCGAACAACUCCAUUAGAAGGAAUCAAUCUUUCUCCGGCACAGCUUCUGAUGGGACGUCGCCCUAGAAAUAAACUACCAUCAUCCCGAGGCCUUUUGACUCCUUCAUCUUACAAUCAAGAAGUCAUCAAACAGCGUCUUAACCUUGAAAAGGAGAGACAGAAAUACUAUCAUGACAAACCAAAUAUUACAAGUCAUGCGCCAUUCCAACCAGGAGACCAGAUGAAGAUUUUCGUGUUCCUCGCCGUAGCUGCCCUACUGUCCGGAGCAAACGCUUCCAGCAUUGGCGACUUCUUCGGAAACCUGUUCCACACAAUUGGCAACACCCUGCACUCCAUCACCGAUACCGUGAAACCGCUCGCCGCCCAACUCGGCCAGAGUCUGCUCAGCACACUGAAAACACAAGGGGCUCAACUCCUGGGCGGUGUGGUGCAAAGUCUAACUGGUGCUUUGAGUUCGGCUGGAGGCAAGAGAGAUCUAAGCGAGAUCGCCUCCUUCCUAACCACUGGCAAGCACGUCAUCGACAAGAUGGCCACCAACUUGAGCGCGUUCUUCCAGGCAGCCAUGGGUAAACUGGCCAACAUUGCAGACAAGAUCCACAGCUUGGAGUUCCUCAAGGAACCAGUCGAGAAUAUCAUCUCUGAAAUCAAGAAUGUUGUUAACCUGCACGGACAUCUGCAGCUGGCCAACAUCGCCGACCUUCUGAAGGACCCAACUCAGUUCCUCGUCAAGAUGGGCGGCAAGCUCCUGGGAAGUCUGAUGCACAAGAGAAGUGCCAUCGUCGACGGCCUCAAAUCCGUUGGACAGUCAUUGCUCGAUAUGUUCAAGCCCCUCAUCGACCAAGUCCACCAGCAUGUCGCCACCCUUGGAAGCACCCUGGCCACCGCUGCCUCAGGAAUUGUCUCUGCCAUCAAGCCGCACAUUGACACCCUCAAGAGCCAGCUGUCGGAGCACCUGAACACUCUGAAGCAGGUGGGCGCCACCCUCCUCGAACAAGGCAAGAACGCAGUGUCAGCUCUUGGAUCAGCCGUCACCGAUAUCGUUGGACAAACCGCCGUGAAUGCCGCCCCUGCUCUCCACCAGCUUCUCGAGACCGGGAAAUCUGCCGCUGGCGUCAUCGGAGGUCAUCUCAUCCAGGCUCUGGGAUAAACAGUUUAACAAGACACUGAACAGUCAAGUGAACUGUCAUUAAAACGUUUUAAAAAACAAAGCGUCUUGUUGUUGAA
Gigantopelta aegis is the source of this 1805-nucleotide messenger RNA. RefSeq lists its product as uncharacterized. Gene Ontology annotation, biological process: DNA integration. Bases 1 to 1728 code for a protein of 575 amino acids. NCBI's taxonomy places the organism in Eukaryota, Metazoa, Mollusca, Gastropoda, Neomphalida, Peltospiridae. The record is from RefSeq and is a predicted model, not a curated record. Gene Ontology annotation, molecular function: nucleic acid binding. The transcript has 7 exons.